Molecule: messenger RNA, 804 nt
Organism: Puma concolor (puma)
Lineage: Eukaryota; Metazoa; Chordata; Mammalia; Carnivora; Felidae
Gene: SPR
Product: sepiapterin reductase
Biological process (GO): tetrahydrobiopterin biosynthetic process
Molecular function (GO): sepiapterin reductase (NADP+) activity
Source: RefSeq, a predicted model, not a curated record
AUGGAGGGUGUCGGAAGCAAGGAGGGCGGCCUGGGACGCGCCGUGUGCGUGGUGACCGGGGCCUCCCGUGGCUUCGGCCGCGCCUUGGCCCCGCUCCUGGCCCGGCUGUUGUCGCCCGGCUCUCUGAUGGUCCUGAGCGCCCGCAACGACGAGGCACUGCGGCAGCUGGAGGCCGAGCUGGCUGCCGAGCGGCCGGGCCUGCGCGUGGUGCGGGUGUCCGCCGACCUGGGCGUCAAAGACAGUUUGCAGCAGCUGCUCGGCGCCGUGCGCGAGCUUCCCAGGCCCGAGGGGUUGCAACGGGUGCUGCUCAUCAACAAUGCGGGCACUCUCGGGGACGUAUCCAAAGGCCUUGUGGACCUGGCUGACCCAGCUGAAGUGAACAACUACUGGGCUCUGAACUUGACCUCCAUGCUCUGCCUGACUUCCAGCAUCUUGAAGGCCUUUCCAGACAGUCCUGGCCUCAUCAGGACUGUGGUUAACAUCUCGUCCGUCUGUGCUCUGCAGCCCUUCAAGGGCUGGGGACUAUACUGUGCCGGGAAGGCAGCCCGAGACAUGAUGUUCCGGGUCCUAGCCACAGAGGAGCCUAGUGUGAGGGUGCUGAGCUAUGCCCCAGGUCCGCUGGACACAGACAUGCAGCAGUCGGCCCGGGAGACCUCGAUGGACCCAGACUUGCGAAAAAGGCUGCAGGAGCUGAAGACAAAAGGGGAGCUUGUGGAUUGUAUGGUGUCAGCCGAGAAACUGCUAAACUUGCUGCAAAAGGACACAUUCAAGUCUGGAGCCCACAUUGACUUCUACGAUAAAUAA